AUGAGCAGGAACUCUCGUUACUAUACGGCACCGGUGCCGAAGAUGCCACCAGGUUUGAUCGAGCUUAUGGAUGGUCUAGCGAGGGAUGUGCUUAAAAACAAUCCAACAGAUCUAUACGGGUUUUGUUCUGAACAUAUGAAGAAAUUACUGCAGACCAGAGACAGCUCAGAGGUCAAGUCAGAAGUAAAGCAGUCACUAACGUUGGAGCAAAAAAUUGCAAUAGUCCAAAAAAUUAUCAACGAAAGAGCAGUAUUACGACGAGAGGCGUAUGACAAAAACACACAAAUAACAAAAGCUCAGACUGUAGAAAAUAUUAAUAUUAAAGAAGACUGUGUUAAAGAUUCUAAUACAGAUAAUGAUGUGAAAAAUAACGUAACAGAUAUACCAGAGCAAUAUAUAAAAGACAAUGUUAUACAAAUAGAUGAGGUUAGUUUAUCUGGUAAUAAAGAGCAUGAGAUUACUGUAGGUAAUGUUGAAUUAAGUAAGGAUAUACCUUUAUCUGAGGCACCUAAAGAUGACCCUGUACUGGUUAAGGAUGACGAUGAUAAAAAGGAAAUUAUUGAAACUAUUAAUAAAACUGGUCCUGAUGCUGGUGCCGACCAGAAUGUCUCGAAAGGUAAUGGUUUAAAAGAUGAUAAUGCUAUACACAGUGCAGAAAGUGAUGUUUCCGUUAUAGGAAUAGAAAACAAUGCCGAUGCCGAUAAUUCAAUUAAUUUAGACAAUGUUAAUGCAUCUGCACCAGUUGUGGUUCAAAGUUUGAUUGACGAAACAGUUAAAAAUAAUACUGAAAUUGUCGAACAAAUAGUCGUAGCCGAAGAAAAGAAAGACGAUGACAAAAAUAAUGAAUGUAACAAAAACGAUAUUGUAAAUGAAAUUGAGGCUAAAGAAGAUAUUGAUAUUCAUGACACUAGUAAAGAUGCAAGUAAAAUAGAUCAAAACAAUGAUAUCGUAGAUGACAAACAAGAUGUAAUAUCUAUAAGUUGCGAAAGUGAGGCUCUUAAUUCUGAAAAGCAAGGACAGGCUGAUGAAAUAAAAAAUAAUGAUAUAACAUCGUCUGAAAUUAACAACGACAGUAAGAAUAAAACGGAAUCACUAGAAACUGAAUUAAAUCUUAAACCGUUAACAUCAAUAAAUAACGACAAUUCCAAUGAAAAUAAUAUUAAUGAGAAGCCUUUGGAUAACGCAAAUGAAUUGAUUAAAACAGAAGCUUCAACUAUAAGUGCUGAUAAUAAUAAUGAAGAUAAAGAGUUGAAAGAACCGUUUGAUAGAGAAAACAUAUCGGAUCAUAAACAAAACUCUUUAACCAAUGAUGACAAGGAUAAAAAUGAACAAAAACUUGGUAACGCAGUCAAUGAAACUGCCAUGGAUCUUGAGACAGCAGCAAUAACGAUACAGAAAGUGUUCCGUUCUUUUCUUUUCAGGAAUAAAACUUUAAGUAGCGACGACGCCACUAAUGUGGACAUUAAUUUGUUGAUUGAGGAUAAAGAUCAGAAGGAUGGUAAUGAGAUUCUAUCUGGUCAAUCGAAUAAAGAUCGAAGAAGUCUAGGUUUAAGUAGAAUUGACAGUGUUUUACAAACUGUAAACGAAGAGCAGUCUCUGUCUCUGUCAACUGAUGAUUCUUCCACACUAUCAAGCGCUGCCACUAUCAUACAGGCUCAUGUUAGAGGUUUCUUGGUAAGAAACAAACUGAUUGGUAACAAAGCUAACUCCAGUACCUCAGGUUUUGAUUCGGAUGGGCAUUCUAUUGCGUCGUUGGAAAUCGAUAAUGAUGGACGAAAAAAUAAAACCGUCCUUAACAUCCAUAUAGUUCCCGAAGGUGGUCAUUUUAUGAGUCGGGAUGAGAGCAUGCUUACUUCUAUCGAUCUGUCGGUAGAUGGCAGCCCGCGGGAUUCAGUUAAUCUUCAUCCUAUGGGCCAUGAUACUAGUGAGAGACGAAAGCUAUUGAAAAGAGAGGAUGCCAUCCAGUCAAUCUCACCGCCGAGUAACAACAGCGGGAAACACAGCGAAGAAGUUGAUUCAGUGAAAGAAAUAUUGGAACAAGAUACACAAGCAAUGAAUCAAAACGAAUGUAAUGGCAUCAUAGAUCCAAAUAAAUCAAAUACAAAUGAAUCAAAGGAAAAGUUACCUGAAGAAAAAAACGAUGAAAUUAAAAACGCAGAUGCGCUUGGUUCAUCAAAAUUAGGAACAUCAGACUUUAGUCUUCCCUCUCUAGCAUCAGACGAAAUGGAUGUAGUCACACCGUUCACAGCAACAGACACCGACGGUGAAUCUAGAAUAAUUCAUUCAGGCGAGUGUCAUGACGUGUUGCUACCAACGACGGUGUCACGUACAGACACCUCAGUCGUCCGUGGUGAGUGA
Danaus chrysippus (African queen) is the source of this 2358-nucleotide messenger RNA. Lineage: Eukaryota; Metazoa; Arthropoda; Insecta; Lepidoptera; Nymphalidae. The record is from the annotation of a GenBank genome assembly.